GGCUGAAUUAGCAGGUCGUCUUUGUUUGUUGGCGUCCGGAUUGCUUGCAAUCACACUCUUGGAGUGACGUGGCAGGCACACAGCGACAUCCGUUAUCCUUUCCCUUUCGAACCAUCCAAUUCCAUUCCUUCCGGCAGGGGAAACACGAACACGGUCACGCACUCCGCCGAUCCCGCCACCGCGGCGCGGGGACGCGCACAUGCUGCCACGAAUACUCCUCCAGUCCUCCCCCGUGGUGCCGGCCCCCACCUGACCCCCGAUCCCCGCAACCUUCUAUCCAGAGGGGAAAAAAAGAAGACAAAAACCGCCGGCGAGCAUGGGCACGCAACCCGGCUCGGCGGUUCGUGUCGCUGCGGAUGAGAGCUCGCUCCCUGGACUUUACUUAACUCUACUCUGAGUCUCGGAUGCUCCAGAGUCCAGACUUCCGGGAUUAGAAAUCCACGCACAUCGCCGUGCACGCACGCGACGGCGGAGAUGUCCGUGGCCGUGGGGAAGCGGGUGCUCGAUACGGGCUGGCUCGCCGCGCGCUCCACCGAGGUCGCGCUCACCGGCGUCCAGCUCACCACCACGCACCCGCCGGCAGCUGACCCCGCCCCAGCCGCGCCCUGGAUGAGCGCCGCCGUCCCCGGCACCGUGCUGGGGACGCUGCUCAAGAACAAGCUGAUCCCCGACCCCUUCUACGGGCUGAACAACCAGGCCAUCAUCGACAUCGCCGACGCCGGGAGGGAGUACUACACCUUUUGGUUCUUCACCACGUUCCAGUGUGCCCUGUCAGGAAAUCAGCAUGCGACUUUAAACUUCCGGGGAAUAAACUACUCAGCUGAAAUGUAUUUAAAUGGGCACAAGGAGGUACUACCAAAAGGAAUGUUCCGAAGGCACAACAUUGAUAUUACUGAUAUCCUCCAUCCUGAUGGUAACAAUCUGCUUGCUGUCCUUGUUCAUCCUCCUGAUCACCCUGGCAAAAUUCCUCCUCAGGGGGGCCAGGGUGGUGAUCAUGAGGUUAGUCUCAUAUCCUUCAGAUUUGGAUUGUCUUUUGCUUCUUUUUUUAGCAAAGCUCAAACAAGACUUGUGUUGCUUAGUUGCCAAUGUGUUUUCCCUCGGAUGAUUGGAAAAGAUGUUGCUACACAAUAUGUUGAAGGAUGGGAUUGGAUGUGCCCAAUAAGGGAUCGAAAUACUGGUAUCUGGGAUGAGGUAUCAAUUUCCAUAUCUGGGCCUGUGAAUAUAACAGACCCCCAUCUGGUUUCAACUUUUCAUGAUGAUUUUAAGAGGUCAUACCUACAUUGUACACUUCAGUUGGAGAACAAAAGUUCUUGGAUUGCAGAUUGUACCUUGAAAAUACAAGUUUCAACUGAACUUGAAGGGAACAUUUGUUUGGUGGAACACCUUCAAAGUUAUGCAAUAACAGUUCCUCCUCAAUCAGAUAUAGAGUACACCAUUCCUUCUUUAUUCUUCUAUAAGCCCAACUUGUGGUGGCCAAAUGGCAUGGGAAAGCAAUCCUUAUACAACAUUGAGAUUAGUGUGGAUGUAAAAGGGUUUGGAGAAUCUGAUUCCUGGAGCCAUUAUUUUGGAUUCCGCAAGAUUGAGAGUACAAUUGAUGAUUCUACGGGUGGGAGGAUCUUCAAGGUAAAUGGUGAACCUAUUUUUAUCCGAGGAGGGAACUGGAUAUUGUCAGAUGGCCUUCUUAGAUUAACAAAGAAGCGAUAUAUGACCGACAUCAAGUUCCAUGCUGACAUGAACUUCAAUAUGCUUAGAUGUUGGGGUGGUGGGCUAGCAGAGAGGCCUGACUUUUAUCAUUUUUGCGAUGUCUAUGGUCUGAUGGGUUGGUGGAGAGGUAGAAACACUGAUAUUCUCAUAGUAGACGAGGGUGCUCUAGAACUACGCAUGAUGGAGUUUCUAGAGAAGCUGACGCAACCAGGAUGCUUCGGCAAUACCAUUAGCGAUGGCGCGAUACUCCACCUCAGCACUCGAGUGGGAGACGACGUUCUGACACUUGGAGGACCAGGUUACAAGGUAUGGCAAGAAUUUUGGAUAACUGGAGAUGUUGAUGGCCGAGGAAUUCCUGUAUCUAACCCUAAUGGCCCUUUGGAUCAUGAUCUCUUUCUUUUGUGUGCUAGAGAUACCGUGAAAUUACUCAGGAAUCAUGCUAGUCUAGCUUUAUGGGUUGGUGGUAAUGAGCAAGUUCCACCGGUUGACAUUAACAAAGCACUGAAGAAUGAUUUGAAGCUACAUCCAAUGUUUGUAAGUUACCAGACAUCAAAAAGUGAAGUAAUAUAUUUAUCUGAAGAAUCAACUGACCCUAGUAAAUACCUUGAUGGUACUCGGGUGUAUGUGCAAGGAUCAAUGUGGGAUGGUUUUGCGAAUGGUAAAGGGGACUUCACUGAUGGUCCAUAUGAGAUUCAGUAUCCAGAGAGUUUUUUCAAGGACAGCUUCUACAAAUAUGGGUUCAACCCUGAAGUUGGGUCUGUAGGGGUUCCAGUUGCCGCAACAAUUAGGGCCACAAUGCCUCCAGUAGGAUGGAGCAUUCCGAUUUUAAAGAAAAGAAUUGAUGGGUACAUCGAAGAAGUACCAAAUCCAAUAUGGGACUACCACAAGUAUAUUCCAUACUCAAAACCAGGGAAGGUCCAUGAUCAGAUUGAACUAUAUGGAGCCCCAAAAGACCUGGAUGAUUUUUGUGAAAAGGCACAGCUGGUGAACUAUGUUCAGUACAGAGCACUUUUGGAAGGAUGGACUUCCUUCAUGUGGACAAAGUUUACAGGUGUCCUAAUUUGGAAGACGCAGAAUCCUUGGACUGGACUAAGGGGCCAAUUCUAUGAUCACCUCCAAGACCAAACGGCUGGGUUUUAUGGUUGCCGGUGUGCUGCUCAACCUAUUCAUGUCCAACUGAAUUUGGUUACCUAUUUUGUAGAGGUGGUAAACACUACAGCUGAUGAACUCAAAGACAUGGCUGUCGAGAUUUCAGUGUGGGAUCUAGAUGGUGCAUGCCCCUAUUACAAAGUUACCGAGAAAAUAGUUAUACCGCCAAAGAAAGUGAAGCAAAUUAUCGAGAUGAAAUACCCAAAGAUGAAAGAUGCCAAGCCUGUGUAUUUUCUGCUCCUCAAGCUCUUCAGGCUGUCAGACAAUGGAACAAUCUCCAGAAACUUCUACUGGUUACACCUUCCUGGGCAGGACUACAAAUCGCUGGAGCAGUAUCAGCAGAAAAAGAUUCCAUUAAAAAUUGAUUCUGAUGUUUCAGUCUCAGGCACGAGGCACAAAGUAAGAAUGACAGUAGAGAACAUCUCAAAGAAGUCCGUAGUAGACAGCACACGUUCAGUAUCAGCAAUGGAUCUAGGUGAUGCAAGUGGUUCCCACAGCACUCGCAAAGAAACUACUCGGAAGGGAAACGGGAGCGACGGACUGUGGAGGAAAAUACGCAGUGGCCUCGGGGUCGCAAGACCAAGCGACAACCGAAGAACACUGGAGGUCAGCGGGACCGAUUCAGGGGUUGCCUUCUUCCUCCAUUUCUCAGUGCACACCUCCGAAUCAUCCACGGACGGGGAGGAAUACAAUGACACAAGAAUCCUCCCGGUCCACUACUCGGACAACUACUUUUCGCUGACGCCGGGGGAGAACAUGGCCGUCGACAUCUCGUUCGAGGCUCCCCAGGGAUCCAGUCCCAGAGUUGUCCUCAGAGGCUGGAACCAUCAUCUGGACCACGCCGUGAUGAUCUGAGAUCCGUGUAAUAAAAUAAGCACGUACCGAAUAAAGUGCAGACAUCAGAUCGUGUUCGUGCCUGUUGUUGGAUUAUAAUUAGGCUUGUCCUAAUUUUAUUUUAUUUUAUUAAAUAAAUCGUACGACCUAAAUUGAAUUCUAGGUUAAAUGGCUUCAAGGUACUCUA
Messenger RNA from Zea mays, 3874 nucleotides. Its product is annotated as mannosylglycoprotein endo-beta-mannosidase. NCBI's taxonomy places the organism in Eukaryota, Viridiplantae, Streptophyta, Magnoliopsida, Poales, Poaceae. Bases 475 to 3708 code for a protein of 1077 amino acids. Gene Ontology annotation, molecular function: hydrolase activity, hydrolyzing O-glycosyl compounds. The transcript is spliced from 13 exons. The record is from RefSeq and is a predicted model, not a curated record. Gene Ontology annotation, biological process: carbohydrate metabolic process.